This is a messenger RNA of Sclerotinia trifoliorum, 2260 nucleotides long. The record is from the annotation of a GenBank genome assembly. NCBI's taxonomy places the organism in Eukaryota, Fungi, Ascomycota, Leotiomycetes, Helotiales, Sclerotiniaceae.
AUUUCUGAACCUACUAAGAUUAACAAAACAAAAUAAAAUAAAUGCGGAUUAUCUACAUUCGACUACCCAUAUAAGCACUCGCAUCUCAAUACCUGAUUUUAUACAGACGUUACACUGCGUUACAACUUACUCAUUAUACUUCAGUUAAAAAAGCAAGGCAAGCAAGGCAAGCAAAACAAUAUGGAAUUCGAUACCAAGACUCGUAAGUUUAUUCUCAUUUCAUCUCAUGUUUGUUUGCAAGCCCCCUUAUACUCCGAGUUCCCUCAUCUCCUGGGGUUCAGGAUGAGAAGAGAAGAGAAGAGAUAUAGUAUAUGGGGGGAGAAAUACUUAUGGAAAGACUGACGCUUUUGUGGAUGAUUAGCUCUUUAUUAUACGAAUGAUAAAACGUCUUUUGCGUAUGUUUCUGCGAGGGAUCGUUGGCCGGUUAUUUUGGUAUGUUUUGUUUUUGUUUUUCUUUUUUGAAGGGGGUUUUGGGAGGGGGUAUUGUCUGUGAAUAAGGAGGGGAGGAUGGAGAGGACGGUAUGAAUGGGGAUAGGGAUAGAGGACCUGUCUGCGCUUGAAACUUUUUCUAUCCACAUAGUCUGCCUCCACGGCAGUGGCCCCCGGAGGGCCAGCGGAGCGUCUUUUCAAUCGAUUGAUUAUUAUUCCUCGACCUUUUGCUGAUAAUUCCACAGACUGGUGCAAUCGAUGAUGUACAUAGAGCAGUAUCCGAAUCGACAGGUAGCAAACACGAGGAAGGAAAACGUAUAGUCGAGACUCUUGCAAAGCUAAAAUAUGAGCUUCAACAUGAUAGGAAGUUAACGUAUGGAAUUCUACUCUUUUGAGAGUUCCUGCGCUGACCUGGAUUCUAGUCCUCUUCUUGAUGAUGGUCAACCAGAUAUUGAGGGUUAUAAUAAGGAAUUGGAACAAUUGGGUUAUCCAUCAUGGUUUAAUGUUCCAUGGUUAUUUGCAGAAUGUUAUCUCUAUAGGUAUUUUUUUAUUACACUAUCCUCACCCUGACUUAACUAACAAUUAUAUUACAGACGCGUAGCAACCUCCUUUUCCUUAUCCAAAGAAUGGAAAUCCCACGAUGUAUUUGCUCGCCAAAAGAUGUCAACAUUUCGUUCCUCCCGUCCCGCUGUUCUCGAACUCGCAAAUCGCUAUCACGAACUUAUAACCCAAAUGUCAAACAACAAGAAUCAAGAUGAAGAGGCGGAAAAAAUACUCUUCAUGGAAAUGUGCGAAAUCUGUCUAUGGGGAAAUGCAACGGAUCUUUCACUCUUAACAUCACUUACCUACGAAGAUAUUCAAAAAUUGCAAGGUUCUGAAGCACGAAAGAAUUCGGAAAAGAAUAUCCUCAUCAAUGAUUUGGGUAAAGUUUAUGAUGUUCUUAAGGCUGCUAAGAAUGAGGGAAGAAAUCGUCAAGUCGAUAUCGUACUUGAUAAUGCUGGAUUCGAGCUCUAUGUGGAUUUAAUCUUGGCCGGAUUUUUACUCAGCGCAGGUCUUGCUACAAAUGUCGUUUUACAUGCUAAAGCCAUUCCAUGGUUUGUAUCAGACGUUGUACCAAAAGACUUUUCGGAUUUAUUAAAUGCAUUAAAUAAUGCUCAAUCCUUUUAUUCUACACCAUCUGAAGAUGAACAGAGGGAUGAAAAAACACCAGAACCACUUUCCAAAAAGGAAGAAGAAGAAUUAGAUUUCUUGUUUAAGACUUGGAGCGAAUUUCAUUCAGAAGGUCAAUUAACAUUAAGAGCUAAUAGAUUUUGGACUGAAGGAGGGAGUUAUUGGAGAUUGCCUGGUACGGCACCUAGAUUAUAUGAAGAUCUUAAGGAAAGCGAAUUGGUUAUUUUCAAGGGGGAUUUGAAUUAUCGAAAAUUAACGGCCGAUGCCAUAUGGGAUCCUACAACACCAUUUACCAAAGCCAUUGGACCAUUGGGACCAGGGUCUGGUGUUAAUGUAUUGGCGUUGAGAACUUGUAAGGCGGAUGUGGUGGUUGGAUUGGAGGAGGGAAUGGAUGAGAAGUUGAGGGGAAUGGAUGGAGGUGGCGGGGAUAAUGGGGAGAGGAAGUGGGCAUGGAGUGGGAAAUGGGCUGUGGUUAGUUUUUCUGGUGGAAAGUAAUGGGUAUGUAGAGGAGGGAUUAGAUGGUUGGGAUGGAUGGUUGGGAUGGAUGGUUGGGAUGAAUAGUGAGAUGAGUGGAGGAAUACAUACCUAGAGUAUAAAAACAGAGAGGGGUGGUGUUUUUUUAAGUAUUAUACCUAUUCAUGGAAAUUCAAGAAUACACAAU